Molecule: messenger RNA, 2437 nt
Organism: Polyodon spathula (Mississippi paddlefish)
Lineage: Eukaryota; Metazoa; Chordata; Actinopteri; Acipenseriformes; Polyodontidae
Product: E3 ubiquitin-protein ligase RNF14-like
Exons: 8
Coding region: 428-1825 (465 amino acids)
Biological process (GO): protein polyubiquitination; ubiquitin-dependent protein catabolic process; positive regulation of proteasomal ubiquitin-dependent protein catabolic process
Cellular component (GO): ubiquitin ligase complex; cytoplasm
Molecular function (GO): ubiquitin conjugating enzyme binding; ubiquitin protein ligase activity; zinc ion binding
Source: RefSeq, a predicted model, not a curated record
UCAAAGUUAUGGAAAUGUAUAAUAAUUUGAGAGGAACAAUAUGGCACCUAAUGAUCAAUCAAAAUACAACUUCUGUUAAAAACAACCACCUUUGUUGUCGAAUACGUUUCCACUAGGGCAUGGAAAUAUUUUCAGCAGCCACAUACAAACAGCACAUAUAUAUGAAAAAAAAACUGAGCAUACACUGCUAAUCGGAGAUUGGUAGAGGUUGUAGACGAAUAUGUAGCGGACACACAGAACAGCUUGGACAAGGACGGAGCUGAGCAGCAAUACGCGUACAUUACAGUAGAAAUAGAACGGUGAAUUGCACAGACCAGUCCUGCAGAGGGUGUUGCAACUUUUUUGACCAAUUUGCAGCGUGCAGGCUCCUCCCCUUACUGCAGUGUGUUCAUCACGUCUUCUCGGUGAGGAAGUUCAAGGAAUGUAAAUGUCCUCGGAAGAUCAAGAAGCCCAAGAGGAUGAGCUUCUGGCUCUAGCGAGUAUCUACCAUGAGGAGGAAUUUAGGAGGGCCGAGUCUUCUCAAGGGGGGGAGAUUCAGGUCUGUCUGCAGCUGCCUAAGGACUUUAUCAUAUUCGUCAGCGGAGAAGACCAGCAUGCCCAGAAAAAGGACAGGAUAGAACACAGUGUGUCAUUUCUACCUCCAGUCGUGUUGAACUUUGAGUUACCUUCAGAUUAUCCAUCAACCUCUUCCCCCAUAUUCACCUUGAGCUGCAAAUGGCUUCCCAAAAUUCAGCUUAGUGCCGUUUGCAAGCGUUUGGAUGAUCUCUGGCAGGAGAGUGUUGGAAGUGUGGUCCUGUUCUCAUGGAUGCAGUUCCUGAAAGAAGACCUUCUCACUUUCCUGAAUAUAAAGUCCCCGCUAGAAAUUAAAAAUCCCUCCAAAGGCAGGCAGAAAAAGAACGAGCUUGACGACAUUCACAGCAAUGCCAAGGAAGAAUCACUGGACCCAAGAGCCAUCCAGGACUCAGAUUCCAGGAUCAGCAUCCUCCCUCAGAUCCUAGAUUUCGAUCAGACUCAACAGCAGAAGGCCUUCGACAAUAAGGCAUAUGUCUGUGGCAUCUGCUUUUCAGAGAAGAUGGGAGCUGAGUGCCUGGAUUUUAAAGAGUGCAAGCAUGUGUACUGCAAGGCCUGUCUCAAGGAGUAUUUCCAGAUCCAGAUCAGAGACGGGAAUGUCCAGUGCCUUAACUGUCCAGAGCCUAAAUGCACCUCAUUGGCUACACCUGCACAGGUUAAGGGCCUCGUAGGGGAAGAGCUCUUCGCUCGCUACGACCGGCUGCUACUGCAGUCCAGCUUGGACAUGAUGGCGGAUGUGGUGUACUGUCCUCGGAGAGUCUGCGAGACGGCAGUGAUGCUGGAGCCCGGCUGUACCAUGGGCAUUUGUUCUGGUUGCCAGUAUGCAUUCUGUACCCUCUGUAAACUGGCCUACCAUGGGGUGUCACCCUGCAGCACAACUGCAGAGCAGCUACGCGGCCUACGUGAUGAGUACCUGGGGUCAACGGACGAGGGGAAGAAAUUCCUUGAGCAACGCUUUGGGAAGAGGGUCAUUCAGAAGGCAGUGGAGGAGUCCCACAGCCAGGACUGGCUUGAGAAGAACUCCAAGGCCUGUCCACGUUGUGGCACUCACAUACAGAAGGUGGAUGGCUGCAACAAGAUGACCUGCAUCAACUGCCACCAGUACUUCUGCUGGCUUUGUAUGUGUCAGCUGUCACGGGCCAACCCCUAUGGGCAUUUCAACAAUAGUGCUAUGCCCUGCUUUAACCAGUUGUUUCAAGGUGUCGAUAUUGAGGAUGAUGCAUUCUGGAGCGAUGAAGAAGAUGACGACGACUAAUAUGAAAGUUAAAGGGGAUUGCAAUCACAGAAAUCUGCCCAUUCUGUCCUGAUGCGACAUGCCUUUACAUGGUGUAAAAUUUAAACAAUGGAACAAUAGCUCCCGUAGUCUAAGGGAAAAACACACCGGGUGUCAUCAAAGCUUAUACUUUGGAGCUUGAACCACUUGCAUUUUGUAUUGUUUUAGGUAAAACAUUAUGUUACAAAAUGUGAAACUGCUGGAAGUGGAAUUUAAAUUUAUCUUUCCAAAAUGUGACACUUUGAAGGUCUAUUGUUUUUUUUUGUUUUUUUUUAGGUAUUUGCAAAUUAAAAACUGCACUGUUCUGACACUAUGUACAAGGGGCAUAAAAGAGGCUUAAAACAUAUUGUGGUGCACCUCAGCUUAGCUGUCUGCAUUGGCUCAUUUUUUAAGAAUGAAAAUGAACACAAAUAAGGUAUUUAAUUGUCAAUCCUUAUUUAAGUAACACUCAUAUACAAUAACUGACAGCGAUAUCAUCUGGUACACCUUGGGUCGUGUUCUUCCUUUAAAUGCAAUCACGCCUGUUUAAAACAAAAUGACUCGUUUUUUUAAUGAACAUUUACAUGAAAUAUUUGUAACUUUAAAAAUGAAAAA